UCCAUUUCGGAUCGUGAUCCGGUUGCGCCUCUAGUGAAAGGAGGUGUGGCUAUCAGUUUCUCCAGUGAAGGGAGGAGCUGCCACCGUACAAAAAUGCAGCAUUUCACCAGCCCUCGUGCAAUAAUCGGGUAAACCACAAUUUUUGUUAAAACACUAAUCUCGAACAUGCUCCCCUGUUAGCGUGGUCCAUGCAUUAUCGGAUCUUCUCGGCCUUGAGUGGGCGAGCAAACGCGAGGAGCACCAGUGUCGCCAAAUAUGAUGGCAUCUCUGUGGUAGGAUGAGAAGUCCAGUGCCGCGUUUCAGGGACGUUGAGAGGCAGGCCAGUGGCCUGCAGCCCACACAGUGUCUUCCUCCCUGUCAUGAGAGACAGAACAACAUGUGGUUCAUCAGAGAUGCCUGUGGCAUCGUUUGUGCGAUCAUCACCUGGCUUCUCGUCGUCUUUGCCGAGGUCGUCGUGCUGUUCGUCAUGCUGAUUCCAUCGAAGAGCCUCACCUACAGCCUGGUGAAUGGCACCCUCUUCAACAGCCUGGCCUUCCUCGCCCUGGCGUCUCAUUUCAGAGCCAUGUGCACCGACCCGGGAGCCGUGCCAAAGGGAAACGCCACUAAGGAGUACAUCGAGAGCCUGCACCUGAAGCCUGGCCAGGUGGUUUACAAAUGUCCCAAGUGCUGCAGUAUUAAGCCGGAUAGAGCUCACCACUGCAGUGUUUGUAAGCGCUGUAUACGGAAGAUGGAUCAUCAUUGUCCUUGGGCUGAUUGUGUUCCCUCUCCUCUCCUGACCCCAGAGUGCAGUACCUUCUCCCCUCCAGCCACUGUCAUCCUCCUCAUCCUCCUGUGCUUUGAGGGCCUCCUUUUCCUCAUCUUCACCUCUGUGAUGUUUGGCACCCAGGUCCAUUCCAUCUGCACAGAUGAGACGGGCAUUGAAAAGUUGAAGUGUGAAGACCCUACAUGGGAGAAGACUCCAUCCUGGGAAGCUAUGAAGUCAGCGUUCGGAGGGCCUCUUUCUAUGGCCUGGUUGAGCCCUUUCACAGAUCUCUCCUGCCAGAAAGAUACUUCGGAUCCUGUUCCCACGUUCCCACAGGGAGAGAUCAUUGAGGAGGAUGUGAUUGAGAUUCCUUUGGAACCUCAUUAGAUCAAAAUGUGUUUGUUGCUUAAACUCUGAGACUCAAAUGGCACAUUUCCUGCCUUGGACUCGCAAAGAGACUACUGUGGACAUUUGAAUAAUAAUAAUAAAAAAAAAAAACACAUUUAUAUACUGUACCAAAGUGCCUUAAAACAGUUUUUAAAACCAAAAAUACAUCUUGCUCUUCUAAAGAGAAACUUAUACUGUGCAUAGAGAGACUGAGCUCCUAACAGACUGACAUAACGUGUACUUCAUAAUGCCAGCUGUUUCUUGAGCAGGGAUGUCAUUUAGUUUGGUGUAUCUACAUGUUUGACCUGACCUAGAAUAUUAAAAAAUAUUAAGUGAC
Sinocyclocheilus rhinocerous is the source of this 1466-nucleotide messenger RNA. Its product is annotated as palmitoyltransferase ZDHHC3-like. The transcript is spliced from 6 exons. NCBI's taxonomy places the organism in Eukaryota, Metazoa, Chordata, Actinopteri, Cypriniformes, Cyprinidae. The record is from RefSeq and is a predicted model, not a curated record. Gene Ontology annotation, molecular function: palmitoyltransferase activity. The coding region runs from base 278 to 1129 and encodes 283 amino acids.